AUGCGACUACUCUGUCUUGUUGUCCUAGUUGCGUCCAGCUUCCUGGCAAAUGGCGAAGCCUUUAUUGUGGAUUCUGUUACGGCCGGCAUCGCUACGCAUCUUUCUUCUGGUGCUACCCAGUCGACUGACACGAAUCUCCGUGGAACAAGAUUUCUGAGAGCUGUUGAGAAAGUCAGUCUGAGUGCAAUCGAAGACGACGAAGAGAGAGUGCCAACAAUGAAUUUUGCUGGAAUGUUUCGCGAUGCGAAGGAAACUCGAAAGUGGUUGCAGUAUUGGUUCAAUACGGGCGAAUCAGCAGAGAGCGUCGCUGCAAAGUUGGGAGCGGUCAAGUUGUCAGGCGUCGAUGCAGCCAUCCAUGAAAAUUCAGCGGCUUUAGCUAAGUACGGUCAAAUGCUGAAGGAUGCAAAGGAAGGGCGGAAGUACGCUUACUUUGGCACGGGCUACCAAACUAGGAAGAAAACGAUGGAAUGGCUGGGUAAGUGGGCCCUUGAAGAAAAAUCUCUGGAAUAUGUUGCCACUCAGCUGAAAGUGCUGGGCAAAAACGGCAACAUGCUAAAGGUUCACCGGAAUUACAACGCGAUCAAGGCGUACAAGGAAAUCCUGGAGAGCGUGGAAAAAAUUCGUGCAAAACCUGUUUAA
Molecule: messenger RNA, 639 nt
Organism: Phytophthora nicotianae INRA-310
Lineage: Eukaryota; Oomycota; Peronosporomycetes; Peronosporales; Peronosporaceae
Exons: 1
Coding region: 1-639 (212 amino acids)
Source: RefSeq, a predicted model, not a curated record